GCAGUGCGACACGUGACCCGAUUUACUAGCCCCGCCUUUUUGACACUGUGGCUGCAGUUUCUGCAGGACAAGAGCAAUCAAACUCUAGGCAACAAGACAGAAAGCAUCAUGUCAUUCGCAACGUGUUGCAGUCGUCACCCCAAGACGCAGGUAGUUGCAAUUAUCUCUGUCAUUCUGCUGGCGGCCAUCAUCUCAGCUACCGUGUCUAUAUCAGUACUCACACACCAUUGGAAGCAGACCGUGCAACUAAACAUGAGAGCGAAUACAACGUGGGCUGUCACGUCGUUCGAUAGCCAGAUGAUUGGAACGGUAAGGAUGUCUCUCAAUCAUUACAGCGAUGUCAGUCUACACACAUUUUCGAGUCUUCCGCCACUUAACGCUCACAGGGAUACGAGCGUCAUUAGAACAGAUUUCGAGGGCCCUCUUUACCACGACAAACCAUUUUCUGACAAAUUUUAUGUCAACAACGGAUCUUGGAUGAGAGUAGUGUUUUGUGCAGUUGGUGGAGUACAAGUGCUGUUGCUAGAAACGGAUAAGGAUAUAAUUGGUCUGGACCAUACCUGGAUACCAAAGACUGUAAGAAUGAAUAAGACAUUCGAUGCGACUAAUAGUGAUUGUCGUUUUGGUGACGAAAGCAGUGCAGAGUUCGAGUGCCUAUUUAACUCAUCUUCGGUUUAUCAAUUUGUGUGGAGACCAUGGAAGAGUAGUGAGUUGUAUUUAUACAACAUUGUGUAUUUGGGAUCUAUGACACAAUAUAAUUUCGAUCACAGCAUCGAUGAUUGUAUUCCCUUGCCCAACUUAUUGAAUUGCAGUGUCAGCAUGCCUGACAGUUCUCAGUCUGUGGUAGUGAUAGAUGCGAGGGAUAUCAAGGCACCUAAAGACAAUGAGUUUGUAUCAAUCACUCUGAGAAGUAAAGUUAGACGGAGGUUGCUACAAUAUGCUGGAAUAGGAUCCGCAAUGGGGGCAGUGGUAUUGAUUACUGUUGUCAUAGGAUUUAUUCUGUGCAAGCAAAAAGUCAGACUCUAUCGUUCUACAAAUAGUGAACGUAAAGAACUAGUUGAUUCUAAUACCAUGGCUAGCAAAUAAUUUACUUGCUGGAUAAUAAGAAUAGUUGACCUUGUAACAAAUAUAUCAGUUGUUUGCAACUAAUGUUUGC
Corticium candelabrum is the source of this 1156-nucleotide messenger RNA. RefSeq lists its product as uncharacterized. The coding region runs from base 109 to 1086 and encodes 325 amino acids. The transcript has a single exon. The record is from RefSeq and is a predicted model, not a curated record. Lineage: Eukaryota; Metazoa; Porifera; Homoscleromorpha; Homosclerophorida; Plakinidae.